AAUAUGGCCUCUUGACAUGUACUUGUGGCAGGACAAGUUGUCCAAAUUUUAUCACAACAAACAUGUAUUUCCCAAUUGGAUGGCCAAAAUAUCUUAGGAAUUCACGAAAUGAUUCCUCUCCAAUCGAAUUCAUUGUCAGUAGUUGUGAUCGGAUGUUUUUUGCCGUUCUCUCGGAUGAUACUCUGACAAUUUGGUAUUCAAAGCCCUCAAUACAAAUAGUAAGUCACAGUCUCUCACAGAAGCAGCUGGAGGAAUAUGGAGCAUAUUGUCGGGCAGAAUGGAAGCAGGACUCCUCCAUGCUGGCUGUCAUUACCUCCAAGUGCUAUGUGUUGUUCUUCAAAGUGGAAAUCGACAUCUCCGUGUCCAACCACAACUGUUUGUAUGUACAGCAAGAAGGAAGAAGUAUUCCGACACCACGUCACAACAUCAAUGGCAUCUUAGACAGUGACAGUGUUCCUGCCCUGAAAGUGUCAUGGGUGUCACAGAUACAUCUGUCAGAUAACAUAUCAUGCUGUCUGAGUGUCCGUGAUGAGCUGGUGGUGAGCACGGCAGACGGCUAUCUGAACCGGGUUCGCUGGAACGGCAACAAGAACGACAAGGCUACACUGCAUCUACGCGAUAUCCCAGUGUCCACAGACCUGCAGCAGUUUAGAGCGUGCCCCCAGUGGAAUUGGCCCAACGGAACCACACCCAGUCCCGCUUCCAAGCUGACCGACACUGAUGGCUAUGUGGUUCACAUGGAGUACAGUCCCACGCUGGGCGGAUACAGCAUGGUGCUGUCCAGCGGCAAGGCUGUCUUUGUCAUCCCCCCUUCCUCCAGAUCAGAGAAAACAAGUGCCCAUGGUGUUUGGGCUCAGGAUUUGUCGAAUGCUACCUCUCUCGCAGUCAACCACAGAUACAGGCUCAUAGCAUUUGGAUGUAAAAGUGGUGAGGGGAUCGUGUACAUGAUAGAUGAAGUAGUUGGAGCACUGGAAAUCUCACAUAAACUAGUCAUCUCUAGCAGGGACUACCCAGAUGCUGCCUCUAUAGCUGGCUCGGUGCAGUGCAUGAAGUGGACACCAGAUGGCACUGCCAUUGCUCUCACAUGGAAGAAUGGCGGCUUCUCCUUGUGGAGCGUGUUUGGGGCAUUGCUGGUCUGUACACUGGGGGGGGAUUACAGCUCCCCGAAGGAAGGCAUUCACCUGUACCCUUCCCCUGUCAAGUCUAUGGAGUGGGGUCUAGAGGGGUACCAUCUAUGGAUGAUUUCAACACUGUGUGAAGGAGGCACGACCCAGGAGAAGAAAGGGGAGGGAGAGGAGAACGGGGAGGGGAUCUACGAGCAGUGUCACAAGUCAAAUCUGUUGCAGUUCCAGUUCCUAAAGAGUGCCCUAUCAGUCAACCCAUGCAUGGCCAACCAUGAGCAUGUGUUCCUCCAGGGGGAGGAUAAGCUAUACAUGAGUACUGGAGACACCAUCUCCCGGACCUCUAGUCACCAUCACCAUCACCACCACCAUCACAACUCUCCGCACAUACGCAACAACACCUCAUGUCUUCUAGGCAAUGUGUUCAUUGGCAACAAGCAAUGGCAGGUCAUCCCUAUAUCACACAGCUAUCUGGCCAGCAAUUGGCCAAUCAGGUAUUCAGCAGUGGACCGAGCUGGGCAGUGUGUGGCGGUGGCAGGGAAGACCGGCUUCGCUCACUAUGCUCUCUUUAACAGAAAGUGGAAGCUGUUUGGGAAUGAAACACAGGAGCGAGACAUGGUUGUGUCAGGCGGCAUCACUUGGUGGAAGGACUUCAUCUGCCUGGCCUGCUACAACAUCCCAGGGCAGAGGGACGAGAUCCGAUUCUAUCCCCGUGGCACUAAGCUGGACAACACGUUUGCCCAGAUAACCAAGGUGCCUGCUCAGGUCCUCCUCCUCAACACAUUCAGGGACAUCCUCAUCAUCUUCUGUGCUGACAGCCAUGUCAUGCUCUUUAGUUUGGAGAGGAAAAAUACUCAGUCAAAUCCAGCAGUUACAAUCAGCAAAAUUCAGGAGGUGCCCCUCAACCAGUUUAUUCCCCACCCCCUGUGUGUAGCUGGCCUCACACUCACCUCCCUCACAUCCGAGUCAGGAACACAAAUCAAGCAUACAUCCAAAGAAGCUGAGAGUAUGUUGCUGAAUGUGUCGGGCAAACUGUUGAUGUUUCAACGAGACCGCACCGGUCCUCAGAUCAAAGAUGAAGAUCAUAAAUAUAGAUCGGUGCCGUUCUGUCCGCCGUCUGUCGUAGCUACCUCUGUAGAGAAUCUCUGGACGACCUCCAGGGCCAACCUGGGCAAGAUGCAAUUACUGGAGGCCAUGUGGCUGGGCUGUGGCUCACAUGGGAUGAAGGUGUGGUUACCUUUGUUUCCUAAGAAUGAAGGAAAAGCUCACAACUUCAUGUCAAAACGAAUAAUGUUGCCAUUCAAAGUGGACAUUUAUCCUCUAGCUGUGCUGUUUGAGGAUGCGGUUAUCCUGGGCGCUGCCUGUGAUGCUGUAGUGUACGAUGUCUCUUCUCCCGGCCAGGAGAAGUCAUCACUUCCUCUGUCACUCCUUGAGAGAACUAGUCAGAUCUAUCUCCAUCAUAUCCUGAGGCAGCUGCUGAGAAGAAACCUGGGUGUGCAUGCUCUGAACCUGGCCCGGUGCUGCACGGAGCUGCCCUACUUCCCCCACGUGCUGGAGCUGCUGCUACAUGAGGUCCUGGAGGCGGAGGCCACGUCUAAAGACCCUAUUCCAGACCCAUUGUUGCCGCGAGUCGUAGCAUUUAUCCAGGAAUUCCCGGAGUACCUCCAGACCGUGGUCCACUGUGCCAGGAAGACGGAGGUUGCUCUCUGGCCCUACCUCUUCUCCACUGUCGGAAACCCUAAAGAUCUGUUCGAGGAGUGUCUCAUCAAUGACACCCUGGAGACAGCAGCAACCUACCUCAUCAUCCUACAGAACCUGGAGAAACCCAUGGUCAGCAGACAGCACGCUACGCUCCUGCUGGAUGCGUCGCUGGACGCCGGCAAGUGGGAGCUGUGUCGGGACCUGGUCAGGUUCCUCAAGGCCAUAGAUCCAAAUGAAGCGGAGAUGUCUCCACCAAUAGGAAUGUUCAGUCGAGUGGGAUCAGGGUCCUCCUACCCAGCAGCCUCUCUCAGUCCGCCGAUCUCACCAACAGACGCAGGAGGAUUUAACUUCAGUAAUGUCAGCAACGUGGGCCGAGUGCGGACGUCCAGCAUGGUGGCUGACCCAGUCCGAGAUCUGCCGAAACCAAAAGACAAGCUCAAACACACUGCCUCUGACCCUUUGGUUAGAAAAGGGUCGGUGUCAGGCAAGGGGAAGAUGAACGAGCCAACGGCGGAGCAGGUGUAUAUAGAUAUGAUCCUUUGUCGGCAUGCACGCAAACUGCUCAGCUCCAACCAGAUCCGGACGCUAGGCUACUACUCUUCCAACAUGGACGACUUCCAGCUCGUCUCCUGGCUGCGGAGGGAGAGGGUUCGUGCAGCCAAGCUUGAUGACUUUGUGACAGCCCUGCGGGACAUCCAUCAGCAGUUUGACUGGCCACUGCCCAUCCUAUCCUACCAUCAACUGAAGAAAAGUCUGGCAUAUUCGUCAUCUAGUCUUGGGUCAUCAUUGUUAGAGGAGGACACGGCUAGUCCGCUGAGUGACAGCGACAAGCCCAUGACAGACAGCCAGGAUCCGGUACUGUUGACGCCAUUCUGCACUGUCCGACCGCCUCCCACUGAGUCGCUCAUGUCCCAGUCCACGUCGGACGAUGUGUUCCUCAGACCACAGCAUUCCAAGACUGAAGACAGUAGUGUUGCCACCCUUGAGGUGUCCGACAGCAGUUCUCUACUGGGGGAGUACGAAGUGGUCAACGACACGCUCAACAGCGACCAUGUCACGCCAGAAAUCGAGCACAUGUCACAGGAGAUUGCGAACAAGGGGCCUGUACAGUCUGAGGUGGAACUCAGGUACCUCCUCCAGAUCAUGUUGGAAGCUGGCUGUCUGGAGUGGGCUCUCAUCAUGGCCACGGUGUUGCGGGACACGCUGGGGGUGACGAGGACGGUGAACACAGCCAGUCUGACAGACACGCCCCUGGACAUGGCGGCCAGGAUGAGGGAGGGGCUGUCCUACCUGGAGCUGUGGGCAGACACAGAGUGCAUGGGGUACAAGGCAUUCUUCCAUUCUAUCAAGAGUCAGAUUCAAGUGCUGGAGAAGGUGGUUGAGCAGUCCCAGUCGUUGCUGGAUGUCAGCAUCCCGCCAUGUGACUCCCCCACACUGGACGAAGAAAACGCCUCACCGGUAGCUCAGUCCAUGCGCUCAGACAGUCAGGAGGCCGUGUCGGAUACUGAGGAAGUUGUGGCAAAAGAUGAGAAGUCCAAUGAUUGUUCUAUAAGUUAAGACUAAGAAGGUCUAGCCAUCCUAUAGGAAUGUUACUGGGAAAUAAAUCUCAACCACUGUGCCAAACUGAGAAGCGACAUUGCCAAUAGCAAAAUGUACAUAUACUGUAUAUUUGUGAAUAUGUGAAACUGUUUAUAUAUAUAUAUAUCAGGUUGCCAUGGGAACAAGAUCCAAAUAGAGGCUUAUCAUCGAAGGAUGUCAAAUUUACUGUCACAAGUAUGAGAUGUUCUGAAUGAGAGAAGAUGACGAUAUGUUGCUCUUUACCUUCUUUCUCCGAUACUGGUGUGAUAAUAAUGUGAUGUGAUUAGAUGUUGUCGAUUUCCACAGGCUGUCAAAAUUGUAAAUAAUCAGAGCCUGUGUUUCUUAGUAACUAUAUCAGGUUUCUUUCUCUGAUGUAUAAGUUUAAUCAAAGUAUUGUACAAAUUGCCCACAAACCUUUUCUUGAGUGAUUUUCAAUUUCAACCAUUUUUAAAUCUCAAUAAUCAAGGCAAAUACUCAAAAUGAUAUUUCUUUUUCAAAAUAAUCGUUGGUGAAUGUCUCUUUCAGACUUUACUGCCAGGAAUAAUUCGCUAUACCCCCGGGGCCUGUUCUAUAAGCACUGACUGUUCAGAGGUUGUGCCCAUGUACCUCAAUGCUAUAGGACCAGACUAUGUUUGCUCCAUAAAGCCAGAUUAUCAGGAAAUAACAGAUAAGGUUAGGGAGCUAGUCAAAAGUUCAGUGUUGGAUAAACUCUGAACUCCUAAAGUUUGGGGUUAACAGGUCUGCAAGUUUUCCAUCCAACAUAAUCAACUUUCAGGUUUUUUACUGUUCAAGUCCAAUAACAGUUCUAAUAAUCGCAUCUUUACCCUGUGAUUAAGCAGCACCACCUCUGCCAUUAUGGUAAGUAGGACAAGAUGAAAGAUUGUGCCAGUUCCAAAAUCUCUGGCGUGUUGGUGUUGGUAUUGCUCUGCAUAUAUGUGUUGAUACAAUUAAUACAAUGGUACUUUUAUUUGUUAAUACAAUGGUACUUUGAUUUGUGUUUUUCUGUCUUAAGGAAUCUCUCUUCAAAUGUCAGCAUCUUCAAUAUUAGGUUUUCAGCGUGUAGGGGUAUAUCUGAAAACUUAAGGAAUUAAUUGUUUUUAUUCAGCAUCAAACUUUUGAACUGCUUAACAUCAACCGACAAAUGUAGAAAGAUACUUCCACUAUGUUGUAAUGAAGGCUGUAAGGCCUGGAUGUCUCUCACAGCUCCUAACAGAUGGUUUCAUUGCUAGACUCCCUCAGCUGUGUACAUAGCAAGGACUGUCCUUGUUCACACUAACACAUGCAUAUCAUUGUUGUCUGCACAGAUAUUCGUAUCAGAUUGUGAAUGUACAGAAUUGUUUUAUCAUAUGUUUGUAAACUCAUGUUUGUCUUUGUACCAUUAUUUUAUUCCGAGACUGAUUUCUAACCACAGAGUUUCAAGUUACGACUUUGGCAUCAGUGGACAACAGUACAGUUUGAGAUUCUAUAAAGCAGCAACAAUCGAACCUUUUAGCAAUUAUGUUCUUAAAUAUGUUGUUUUAAGUAUGUUAGUUUUUCACCUGUGAUUUUAUGUAUUUUACGUUUCCCAAAUACUCAGAAAGGAGAAAUAUUGAAAUGUUUUGGCAAACACUAAGAGUUACCUCCCUUAUGCCACAAUUGUCACUCAACUUGCUUUUGUUUGGAUAUAUUCAAUCUACAAUUUGUGUUCAUUAAAGAACUCUAUGCUCAGAAAUUUAACCAAUGUUUAUCUUCCACAUUUAUAUUUUGUUUGGGUUCGAAUUUCUCUCAUUACCCUUUCAUGGAUAAUUUUUCUGUUAUUCUUCAUCAAAUAUUUCACAGUGAUGGUCUUUGCAAUGCAUUUUCCUUCAGUACAGAACUUGUUGAAUAGAAUUUUCCAUGAAAAUUCAAACAGAUUUUUCAUUUUAGAAAUAUACAAAUAAUUCAAAAUGUCUUGUAUGAUACAUUUAGUAUGUCUGUCUCAUCAAGGCAUCAGAGAUAUAAUCAGUGGUUAGUAUGGACUUUCCUAUCAAAUCUCUGUUGUUGUCGUUAGUUUUAAAGACUUAGCACAAAUAAUGAAAGUCUUCAUGUGAAAGAAAGUCAACAUCAGGUGAAUUGAGUUCAUAUAUAGAAAUAUUUCCAAUUUGUAUGAAAUUAAGGCCAUAAUUAUUUGUCCAU
Haliotis rufescens (red abalone) is the source of this 6554-nucleotide messenger RNA. Its product is annotated as guanine nucleotide exchange factor subunit RIC1-like. Bases 63 to 4379 code for a protein of 1438 amino acids. Gene Ontology annotation, molecular function: protein binding. The record is from RefSeq and is a predicted model, not a curated record. Lineage: Eukaryota; Metazoa; Mollusca; Gastropoda; Lepetellida; Haliotidae. Gene Ontology annotation, biological process: retrograde transport, endosome to Golgi; intracellular protein transport. Gene Ontology annotation, cellular component: Golgi membrane; Ric1-Rgp1 guanyl-nucleotide exchange factor complex; cytosol. The transcript is spliced from 33 exons.